AUGUCGUGUGUUGGGAGACAAACUGGUUUUACGCUGCUGCUGCUGCUUCUGCUCAGCGUUCUGGGCUACGUGUCUGCAUUUAAUUUUCUCGUUGCACUUCCGAAUCCUGCGCGAUCGCACUACAAUGUCGGUCUGGCGCUGGCCAAAGGUCUGGCCGAGGCAGGUCACCAGGUGACCCUUGUGUCGCCUUUUAGCUUGAAGGAGCCAAUUGAAAAUAUAACUGACAUUCCCGUACCGAACGUACUUCAUAAUAUCGAGAAAAAAUCGUUGAAUCUGUUUGACUUGGGCGCUAGCUGGACAGUGAAGCAAGGUUUAAUAUUGUACGGAAUCGGCCUUGUUAUAACCGAAAUGUUCCAAAAGGAGCCGGCCGUUGAGAAACUGAGGCGCUCGAAUCAAACUUUCGACGCGGUCAUACUCGAUUUCUAUAUGGGAGAGGCGCACUUUGGUUUAGCCGAGCACUUCAAUGCACCCCUGAUUGUGCUCAACUGCUAUAUGGCUACUGCCUUGGAUAAUGAGCUGAUUGGUGCUCUGUCUCCACCAUCCUAUGUGCCACAUGGCCUGUUGCCGUACAGCAGCCAGAUGUCGUUGAGGGAGCGUGUGACUAAUCUGGCUAUACUGACACUGGAUCACCUAUAUGCACAGCUCAGAUAUUUGCCCGAGCAGAUUUACAAAACAUAUUUCCCCGCCAACACACAGAAUUUCUACGACAUGCGCCGGAAUACGUCGCUAUUGCUGCUCAAUCAGCACCCAGUGCUGAGUUUUGCGCGACCCCAUCCGCCCAAUUUAAUCGAAGUGGGCGGCAUGCACAUCCGGCGCCAGCCUCAGCCACUUCCUGCCGAUAUCGAGAAGUUUAUUAACGGCGCCGAGCACGGCGUUAUUUACUUCUCGAUGGGCUCGGUGCUGCGCAGCUCGACAAUGUCGCCGGAAAAGCGUGUAGAGAUUUUGAAAGCGUUGGGCAGCUUGAAGCAGCGCGUCUUGUGGAAGUUUGAGGAACCCGAUUUGCCAAAUAGGCCGGAAAAUGUGUACAUCUCGGACUGGUUUCCACAGGCCGACAUACUGGCCCACGAACGCGUUGUUGCCUUCAUCACGCAUGGCGGACUGCUGAGCACCACUGAGGCCAUUUACCAUGGCAAGCCCUUUGUGGGGAUUCCCGUUUGGUUCGAUCAGUUCUUCAACAUGGCCUGUGCCGAGCGAAAUGGAUAUGCCCUGACCGUCAGCUACAGGGAACUGACGGCGGCCAAGCUGGUGGGGGCCAUCGAACGCAUCCUGAACGACACGCAGGCCACUAAACUGGUGCGGGAGAUGUCGUUGCGCUAUCGGGACCAGCCUGAGGAGCCCCUGAAGCGUGCCAUCUUCUGGGUGGAGCAUGUGGCGCGACACAAGGGCGCCCAUCAUUUGCGCAGCCCCUCGCAGCAACUCAACUUCAUCGAAUAUCACAAUCUGGACGCCUGGCUUAUAUUGUUGGCCUUCCUUUUGUCUGCGCUCUACCUCCUAGCACUGAGUGUACGCUAUGCCAAGAAUCGGCUUCUAAGCCGUGGACAAGUUCUAGGCUCGAAAAUGAAGCACAGCUAG
This is a messenger RNA of Scaptodrosophila lebanonensis, 1572 nucleotides long. Its product is annotated as UDP-glucuronosyltransferase 2B10-like. Gene Ontology annotation, molecular function: UDP-glycosyltransferase activity. Lineage: Eukaryota; Metazoa; Arthropoda; Insecta; Diptera; Drosophilidae. The record is from RefSeq and is a predicted model, not a curated record.